GUAGGACGAUCACACCCUGCCACGUGGACUCAGUACCAUGGAGAGCGCUGCCAAUGCUGAACGCCAUUGUUUCCAUCCAUUUUCUACCGCUUGUCCCUUUUAUUAAAUGAUCAAGUUGGACAUGUCGCUCACAUCCUUUCUAAUUGAGUGCAAAAUUACUUCUUCGGUGCAAUCUGCUGCUUUGGUUAUUCCACCAUAACAGGAAGAGACAUCUCCCUAAGUAAACAAAAAGGUGUAAAUGAUCUGGCUGGGCUUUGGGGCCCUCCUAAAAGUAGUAACUCAGCAGCCCAAGGUUUAAUAUAUUGUCACCGCCAGAGUCUCGCGCCGCAAACCGAGGCAAAGCAAACACGCUAAAAGACUUUUGCAGCUUCUGAGGUAUUUUUUUGAAAUGGUUUCAAAUCUUGAAACUCAAUGUCUUAAAUCCCAAAAUAGCCCCGUCCCCUUCUAAAGGCCUGCAAGCAGCUACAGCCCUAAGAAAGUUAAAGAAGUCCCCGUUUGUCAUCUGAGCCGCCUCAUUUGCAUGUGUGACAUCACAGGCCUAGAAUACAUAAGAGGGCGCCCAGGCCCACGCUCAGGACCACUCUGUCUCGGGACUCUUUGGCCUCUUCUUUCCUUUCCGCUCCUGCAGCUGCGACCCUCCAACAUGACCGAGUUCACGGCGGAUCAGAUUGAGGACUUCAAGGAGGCCUUCGGUCUCUUCGACAGGAUCGGUGACAGCCAGGUGGCCUACAACCAGGUGGCCGACAUCAUGCGCGCCCUGGGCCAGAACCCCACCAACAAGGACGUGGUCAAGAUCCUGGGCAACCCAUCAGCCGAGGACAUGGCCAACAAGAGGAUCAAUUUCGACGCCUUCAUGCCCAUGCUGAAGCAGGUGGACGCUCUGCCCAAGGGUACGUAUGACGACUACGUUGAGGGUCUGCGCGUCUUUGACAAGGAGAGCAACGGCACCGUCAUGGGCGCUGAGCUCCGCAUCGUGCUGUCCACCCUGGGAGAGAAGAUGAGUGAGCCCGAGAUUGAAGCCCUCAUGGCCGGCCAGGAGGACGAGAACGGCAGCGUGCACUACGAAGCGUUCGUCAAGCACAUCAUGUCCGUUUAAGCGGCCCGCAGAAGGAGAGCGUGUUCAGGACAUUGGACAUUCGAAGACCAAGAAGAAAAGACAAGGACUUUGUACACGGGAUGUUGAAGCGAACCCAACGUUUUGUUUAUUUUGUUUACCGUUUCAACCGUCCUCUUAUCGGGACUGGCCCUCUCCGUUGUAGAACCCAUCACUCACCUCCCACCGGGGGCGUGUCUCCACUCGCCGCAUGAGGUGAGGACACGGGGGAGCAGGGGUGACCACUCAUCAAGUGAGGGCCGAUCCUUCCCUUCCCACCGCCACCUCAUUCAGUCGCGCCAUCACUGGCCCAGCAACGCCAAAGGUCCUGGAGAGCGGCAGUGGACUGACCGCCAAAGUCUCCCGUUGCCCACGAAACUAUAAUUUAUUUUCACUCUGUUCCUUUCAGAAUAAACCUAAUCCAGAGGACA
This is a messenger RNA of Entelurus aequoreus (snake pipefish), 1524 nucleotides long. RefSeq names its product myosin, light polypeptide 3, skeletal muscle (gene mylz3). The transcript is spliced from 6 exons. Gene Ontology annotation, cellular component: myosin II complex; contractile muscle fiber. The coding region runs from base 521 to 1096 and encodes 191 amino acids. Lineage: Eukaryota; Metazoa; Chordata; Actinopteri; Syngnathiformes; Syngnathidae. Gene Ontology annotation, molecular function: calcium ion binding. The record is from RefSeq and is a predicted model, not a curated record.